Messenger RNA from Hordeum vulgare subsp. vulgare (domesticated barley), 813 nucleotides. RefSeq lists its product as uncharacterized. The transcript has a single exon. Bases 82 to 669 code for a protein of 195 amino acids. The record is from RefSeq and is a predicted model, not a curated record. Gene Ontology annotation, molecular function: enzyme inhibitor activity. Lineage: Eukaryota; Viridiplantae; Streptophyta; Magnoliopsida; Poales; Poaceae.
AGGCCAACAAUUGAUCGAGAUUGCAAUAACACACCUCCAUUCCACAUACAUACCAUUGAUUAGUUUGUGCAUCGGCUGACCAUGGCGAGGCUCUUCACCAUCAUCUCCUCCUUCGCCGUCCUUCUUCUCCUCCUCCUCAUAACUGAGGUCUCCCUCCCCGCCGCGGCCAAAGAUGGCGACGACGCCAACGUCAACAAGUUGUGCGCCGAUACGCCCUACCCUGACCUUUGCGCCUCCAUGAUCAUGCGCUACGACGAGUGGAAGGGCAUGGACGACGAGAAGCUGGUGGGGACGGCGGCGCUCACCACCGCCACCCUCCUCCUUAAAGCAGCCGGGGAUGCGUGCCCGGGCGUUCAGAGGGAACGCUACCCGGAUCUGACCAAGGCCGACGAGGUCUGCUUUGAAACCUGCUACAAGGAGCUGACCAACGCUGGCGAAGCACUCGACAAGUUGUGCACGACCAAAGAGGGCGUGGACGACAUCGGGUCGGCCCAGCUCCCAGAAAUCCAUGGCUUCAUCAAGGAGAACAAGGGGGCGCAUGCCAAGUGGAAUUGCGACAGGUGUCGCCCAGCGAAUGACAAGAAGACACCCGACGAUGUUUCCACCAAGAACGAUGCCGAGAAGGCCAUGGAUGUCCUGGACGUGCUCGUCAACAAAGUCACCAAAUAAAGAAAACCAUCCAUUGCCUACUAUUAGCUCUUGUUAAAGUUGUUUGAUUAUUAGUUUCCUUGACUAUGUAUGCGCCGUCAUGGUUUUGUUUUCUCGCUCACUUUGAUAAUUGAACAAAUUAAAUAGAGUAUAUGUUUACGCUUG